AUGGAGACCCCGCCCUUUCAGACCACCGUACAGGGCCCCCCGAGCACAAAACCCUCAACGCAGCGAAUCUUUAAUGAAAUUAGACGAAGCCUCGCAGGAAUCUCAGAGUACACGGAGAUUGUAUAUCCGCUCAGCUCAGAUGAUGCGGGACUGAUUUGCCGGUCGCUAAGUGCAGACGCUGAACUUGAGAGAAAGAAUUUAAGGAUAAACUACAACGCGUACACCGGCCUAUUACGGCUCAAAAUAAUGCCCAUCAGCCUCCAUGACGUCCACCAGCGGUGGAUAAACCGCGCACUUGUGCAAUGGGGUAUGACUGGAAUCAUCAACAGUGAUGAAGCAGACCUUCUAUGGAGCGGCUCUGGAACCACAUUCGAUAAUUUCACUGGUGUUUACCAAGGGUCAAUCAAGCAACCUGAUCAUUACCUGCGUGUCGACACUGACGAUGACCCUCGCAUUGUCGUAGAAUCAGGUUGGAGCGAAUCGUUCAUCCAUCUACGGAGCGAUAAAACCCUGUGGCUCAAAGGAAAUCCAUCUGUUGUGCUAGUGAUCCUACUCAAAUGGUCUGCCUUGUCGUACAACAGAAUAAAGGGCAGUGCCGAAGUUUGGCGCAGGGGUAGCACCGGCAACCUUGUCUCCUCUACGAUGGUAAUCAUCUAUUUACGUCCACGACGCGAUUCUUGA
Aspergillus pseudoviridinutans is the source of this 681-nucleotide messenger RNA. RefSeq lists its product as uncharacterized. Bases 1 to 681 code for a protein of 226 amino acids. NCBI's taxonomy places the organism in Eukaryota, Fungi, Ascomycota, Eurotiomycetes, Eurotiales, Aspergillaceae. The record is from RefSeq and is a predicted model, not a curated record. The transcript has 3 exons.